GCCUGCCCUCCGGGAUCCCCGUCGGGCUCGUCUCUUUGUGGGACAAAGGCAGGGCCCGCUCCCCCAUCUACAAACCUUAUACAGCUGGCAAGGUGUAGAAAAGGGGAGUAGCAGCCUUUUAUUCAGUUCUUCCCCUACAGCAGGUACAUACGCUAGUUUAUUAAGUCCCCAAUUGGCCGAGGAAGAAAAGGUCACAGCCGACCAGAGGCAGACGUGGGCUUUGAGCCCAAGCACUCGUGACCGCGGAACCCCAGUCUUCUUCUACUCUAGCCCCCACGCCCGCCGCUGCCUGCACCCCGUGUCAGCCCGGCCCUCCCCUCAGGCCAGCCGCUCCAGACCCUCCCAAGCGAGGUGUCCCACGGCCAGGGUCCACCUCUGCUUGUGAGGAAGCCCACCUCUUCCUGCCGGCCACUGGUUGCCCAGCUCAUUCUAACUUGCUUCCUGGCCCGGCCACCAUACGCUUUCACACCUGCGGACCCUGGUGUGUACUCUCCCCCCACCCGGAAUAGCCUCAUCCUUCUUCCCUACGCCUAGGCCUCUGACCCCCUUUACCUCCCUAACUCCUGCCUGUCCUCACAAAACUCUCGGGGUGCGCCGAGGACACAAUGCACGUGCACUUCCCGCAGCACGUGGCAAUGAUCUCUCUGCGUUUCCAUCAAGGGCAGGCCCAGCAUUCUCUUAACUCUUGACACGCAGUUCCUGGGACCAAGAGGCUCGGGAGAUGUUUGUCCCGCACCAGAGGCCCAGCUGGAGCGGCAAAUGGACAUCCAAGAAGCUGGUGAACACGGUGGCAGGCUGUGCGGACGAGGCCCUUGCCGGCCUGGUGGCCUGCAACCCCCACCUGCAGCUCCUACAAGGUCACCGCGUGGCCCUCCGUUCUGACCUGGACAGCCUCAAGGGCCGGGUGGCACUGCUGUCCGGCGGGGGCUCUGGCCAUGAGCCUGCCCAUGCCGGCUUCAUAGGGAAGGGGAUGCUGACUGGGGUCAUCGCGGGAGCCGUGUUCACCUCCCCGGCAGUGGGCAGCAUCCUGGCAGCCAUCAGGGCAGUGGCCCAGGCGGGCACCGCGGGGACCCUCCUCAUCGUGAAGAACUACACGGGAGACCGGCUCAACUUCGGCCUGGCCCGGGAGCAGGCCCGGGCCGAGGGCAUCCCCGUGGAGAUGGUGGUUGUCGGGGAUGACAGCGCUUUCACCGUCCUGAAGAAGGCGGGCAGGCGGGGACUCUGCGGCACAGUGCUCAUACACAAGGUGGCUGGUGCCCUGGCUGAGGCAGGUGUGGGGCUGGAGGAAAUCACAAAUCGGGUGAGCGUGGUUGCCAAGGCCAUGGGAACCCUGGGAGUGAGCUUGUCUUCCUGCAGCGUCCCUGGCUCCAGACCUACCUUCGAGCUCUCACCUGAUGAGGUGGAGCUGGGCCUGGGGAUCCACGGGGAAGCUGGCGUGCGCCGGAUAAAGAUGGCAUCUGCCGAUGAGAUCGUGACACUCAUGCUCGACCACAUGACGAACUCUUCCAACGUGUCCCAUGUGCCCGUGCAGUCAGGCUCCUCAGUGGUGCUCAUGGUCAACAACCUGGGUGGCUUGUCAUUCCUGGAACUGGGCAUCGUAGCCGACGCGGCUGUCCGCUCUCUGGAGGGCCGCGGGGUGAAGAUCGCCCGUGCCCUAGUGGGCACCUUCAUGUCCGCCCUGGAGAUGCCUGGCAUUUCUCUCACCCUUCUGCUGGUGGAUGAGCCUCUCCUGAAACUGAUCGAUGCUGAGACCACUGCAUCGGCCUGGCCCAAUGUGGCCAAGGUCUCUGUGACUGGGCAGAAGCGGAGCCGGGCGGCCCCUGCCGAGCCUCUGGAGGUUCCCGACACCACUGCUGCAGGAGUUGUGGAGGAACCAGGCGUACCUCUUCCCCACUGGCCUCCCUCUCCAGGCUCGGCCUCGCAGCAGAUGGCGCUUGCCCUGGAACGGGUGUGCGCCACCCUCCUGGGCCUGGAGGAACAUCUGAAUGCCCUGGAUCGAGCUGCCGGUGACGGGGACUGUGGCACCACCCACAGUCGCGCUGCCAGAGCCAUCCAGGGGUGGCUGAAGGAGGGUCCGCCCCCUGGCAGCCCUGCCCAGCUACUCUCCAAACUGUCCCUCCUGCUCCUGGAGAAGAUGGGAGGCUCCUCUGGGGCGCUCUACGGCCUCUUCCUGACCGCGGCGGCCCAGCCCCUCAAGGCCAAGACGGACCUGCCGGCUUGGUCUGCUGCCAUGGAGGCCGGCCUGGAGGCCAUGCAGAAGUACGGGAAGGCUGCUCCAGGGGACAGGACUAUGCUGGAUUCCCUGUGGGCAGCAGGACAAGAGCUCCAAGCCUGGAAGAGCCCAGGCGCCAGUCUGCUCCACGUUUUGACAAAAGCAGUCCAGAGUGCGGAGGCUGCAGCCGAGGCCACCAAGACUAUGGAGGCCGGAGCCGGGAGAGCCAGUUACAUCAGCUCUGCGCGGCUGGACCAGCCGGACCCUGGGGCAGUGGCCGCGGCCGCCAUUCUCCGGGCCAUCCUGGAGGCCCUGCAGGGCCCGGGCGCGUGAGCACCUCCCUGGGCCUCCGUGCCCCUCUCACCGCUGUGUGGAGGUGGCCACUGGCAGUUCCUCUUGUCUUCCAGCUGUCACCCUUCCUGUCCCCUUGUCCCCAGAACCUGUCCCAAGUUCGACAGGGAACCCUGUACCAACCUCCGGAUUUCCUACAGAGACUGCAGGCCCACGGUGGGUCACAUACCACUUUAGCACUGCCUUUUGCCUCCUCAGGGAGGAGGGAUGCUGGGGUCGCCCUGCUCUGCCCCCAGCCACCUCGGGGCCUUGGCAAUAGGCAUUUUCCUUGGGUGGCAACAUGGCCUUUAAUCGGCCGUGCUAAUUUGGUUUUAAGGCUCCCUGUGAAAGACCUUCCAACCCUGACCCUGAGUCAAUGUGAAAAACAAGCAAAAAAAA
This is a messenger RNA of Hyaena hyaena (striped hyena), 2941 nucleotides long. It is a transcript of the gene TKFC, whose product is annotated as triokinase and FMN cyclase. The record is from RefSeq and is a predicted model, not a curated record. The transcript is spliced from 17 exons. Gene Ontology annotation, biological process: glycerol catabolic process. Gene Ontology annotation, molecular function: glycerone kinase activity; ATP binding. Gene Ontology annotation, cellular component: cytosol. Lineage: Eukaryota; Metazoa; Chordata; Mammalia; Carnivora; Hyaenidae. Bases 722 to 2545 code for a protein of 607 amino acids.